Messenger RNA from Lathyrus sativus (Indian pea), 2844 nucleotides. Lineage: Eukaryota; Viridiplantae; Streptophyta; Magnoliopsida; Fabales; Fabaceae. The record is from the annotation of a GenBank genome assembly.
AUGGCUUCAAUUUCACCCACAUGUUCCCCAACUUCUCUUCAACUCCGAUUAGCUUUCAAUUCCUCUAAAUUUCCCCUUUCUCAUAAUCAUGCGCGUCUUCGCACCAUCAACCCUCGUCUUCCACCACUUUGCUCCGUCCAUAACGACAAGGGAGCCGCCUCCAAUCCUAAGGCCGAUGGAUUCUCGGGAUGGUCCGAUUCAUCUAAUCAUCCCCAAAACAACAAGGAUUCAUUCGGAGGAGUUGUGGGAGUAGGAGUGGCUGGACUAAUUCUUUUUACAGGGCUUACCUUUCUUGCAUUAUCUCUUGGAAAACGAAAAGGUUCCGGACUGGAGGAACAAAUGAAGCCUUUGACAACACAUCAGGAGCUGCAUUUGUCUCCUGAUGACUGUGACGACAAUAUUACAGGACCCGGAAAUGCUGAGAACAAGUUGGUACAAGAAAAUGGUAAAAUGGAAGGUCAGAUAAAAACAUCCCGGGAUUAUUCUUCUCCUGAGUCCGAUAACAUUCAAGGUGACUAUAGAACUGAUGAUGAUUCUCAUAUAGGAUCCGAGUAUCUAUACGAUAUUAAAAACACCUCCAAUGGUAUUAAUGAUACUUCUAAUCAUAUAUCUGUUCAAGAAGACUUGUUGCAUGACUCACCUCAUGAUAAUGACCUAAUUGUUCCUAGUGAAAACCAAAUACCUCUUCAAACUGAAAAUACUGUUGAUUUUGAUAGAAACCUGCCUGUAGAUACAACAGAAUCUACUGCCUAUCUUAAAGAAAACCAAUUUAAUGCUGAACCAGGAAACAUACCCAAUUACGACGGUAAGCCACUAGGUAUUAAUAAUGAGCAGCAGUCGAGUGGGAGUGGAAAUUCUGACAUUUCCGAAUCCUCAUAUGGUUUAGGUGCUGAUAAUAAGACUGAAUCUGCUGGUACAGUGGUAAAUCCCAAGUCAAACAACAUAAUUUCAUAUCCUAAGAUUUUUACUGAAGAUGAUCAAGACAAUAUUGACCUUAACAAAACUCAACAGGUCUCAUAUGAGGAAAAUAAAUCAUCUUUCGAAGAGAAGAGUAUCCUUGGAAAUGACCUUUUAAGUAAAUCAGUAUUCUCACCAUCCACCAAUUCAUUGGUAGAUGAUCAGGUUGGAAAUAAGAAUAACGAGGUUAAUAAAGAUAUAUCUGAAUCUCCAAAUUCUGGAUCCCUUUUCUCUGCUCCGGGCAUUCCUGCUCCAUCGGUAGUUUCUGCAGCUCUACAGGUGGUUCCUGGAAAGGUUUUGGUUCCUGCAGCUUUUGAUCAGGUUCAGGGACAAGCACUAGCUGCAUUGCAAGUUUUAAAGGUCAUUGAGCCUGAUGUUCAACCUGGUGAUUUAUGCACGCGUCGUGAAUAUGCUCGCUGGUUGGUAUCUGCUAGCAGUGCUCUUUCAAGGAAUACUGUUUCCAAAGUCUAUCCUGCCAUGUACAUCGACAAUGUUACCGAGCUUGCAUUUGAUGACAUCACCACUGAGGACCCUGAUUUUUCUUCCAUUCAAGGCUUGGCAGAAGCUGGACUUAUUGAAAGCAGGCUCUCAAGACGUGAUAUACAGUUGACUGCUGAUGAAGACAAUAGCCCUUUUUACUUUCUCCCCGAAAGCUCUUUAUCACGUCAGGAUCUUGUGAGCUGGAAAAUGGCCCUAGAGAAAAGACAGCUUCCUGAAGCUGACAGAAAGAUGCUGCACCGCCUUUCUGGUUUUAUAGACACUGAUAAGAUACAUCCUAAUGCAUGCCCUGCACUAGUAGCAGAUCUAUCUUCUGGGGAUCAGGGAAUAAUUGCUCUUGCAUUUGGUUACACCAGAUUGUUCCAGCCAGAUAAACCAGUGACAAAAGCCCAAGCCGCCCUUGCUCUUGCUACAGGAGAUGCUUCUGACAUAGUUAGUGAAGAGCUUACGCGGAUUGAAGCAGAAUCUAUUGCUGAAAACGCUGUUACUGCACAUAGUGCUUUAGUCGCUCAAGUUGAGAAGGAUAUCAAUGCUAGUUUUGAGCAGGAGCUUUUCCUAGAGAGGGAAAAGAUCAAUGCAAUUGAAAGAAUGGCUGAAGAGGCAAAACUCGAGUUGGAAACACUAAAAGCUCAGAGAGAAGACGACAGUGUUGCCUUGGAGAAAGAGCGGACUGCUAUUGAAUCAGAAAUGCAGGUCUUUUCGAAGUUACGGAAUGAGGUUCAGGAUCAAUUACAAAGUCUUAUGAAUAAUAAGUUAGAAAUAGCAUAUGAAAAAGAGAGGAUCAAAAAGCUUCGGGAGCAAGCAGAAGUCGAAAACAAUGAGAUUGCUCAUUUACAAUAUGAGCUAGAGGUUGAACGAAAGGCAUUGUCCAUGGCCAGGACUUGGGCAGAGGAUGAAGCCAAACGAGUGAGAGAACAUGCAAGAGCAUUAGAGGAGGCUAGAGAUCGUUGGGAGAAGCACGGUAUCAAAGUGGUGGUUGACGAAGACCUUCGCAAAUUGGCUGAGGCUCCAGCUGAAGUUACAUGGCUCAAUAUGGGGGAACAGCACUCAACUCAAGGAUCAAUUGACAGGGCAAAAAGCUUAUUGGAGAAGCUGAAACGGAUGGGUGCAGAUGUCAGAGGAAAAUCCCGAGAAACAAUUGACAAGAUCAUUCUCAUGAUUUCCAUAUUUAUAUCAAACUUGAAGGAAUGGGCAUCCAAAACAAAAUUUCAGGCUGAAGAAUUGCGUGAAACUGCUGUCUCAAAGGCAGGUAAGUCAGCCAAUGAGUUGCAGCAUAGUGCCGUCGAGUUUGGAUUUACUGUGAAAGAAGGUGCUAAGCGAGUUGCUGGCGAUUGUAGGGAAGGAGUUGAGAAAAUCACCCAAAAGUUCACUCAUAAGUUCAAAACCUGA